Arabis nemorensis is the source of this 1239-nucleotide messenger RNA. The record is from the annotation of a GenBank genome assembly. Lineage: Eukaryota; Viridiplantae; Streptophyta; Magnoliopsida; Brassicales; Brassicaceae.
AUGGCGAGUCUGGUGAAGAGGGAAACGAUGAGGACAUGCUUGAGCUGUCCUCUCUGCGACAAUAUCCUCCGUGACGCCACCACUAUUUCCGAAUGCCUUCACACGUUUUGUAGGAAAUGCAUCUAUGAGAAAAUCACAGAGGAUGAGAUUGAGUCUUGCCCAGUAUGCAACAUCGACCUCGGUGGCACCCCACUGGAGAAGCUGAGGCCUGACCACAAUUUGCAAGAUUUGAGAGCCAAAAUCUUUCCUCUAAAACGAAAGAAAGUGAAAGCUCCUGAAAUAGUGUCCUUACCAGCAAAGAGGAAGGAGAGAUCUAUAUCGUCUUUGGUUGUAAGCAUACCAAAGGUGUCAGCACAUGCCGGAAAAACGGGGAAAAGAAGUAAAGCGGUCACGAGAAAAGAGUUACGAGGUAAAGCUUCUUUGGCUAAGAAAACUGUGAAGAAAGAGGAAUCUUCUGGUGAUGAUCUUCCAGAGAGCACAAGCUCACCUGACACUCUUAACAAAUCCACUCAGAAUAAAAGGCAGGGAAAAAAGUCAUAUGCAGACUCCUUAUCCAAUAAAGAAAACAAGGAUGGUGAUGAACCCUGGGAUUGGAAACCUUUAAAUUUUCUGGUCGAAGUGGCAAACAGGACAAAGUCCGUGAAGUCUUCUGCUUCUCAAGGGCCAGGCUCGAAAUCUGAGCACGCGAAUGCAUCUCACAAUCAAUUUCAAAGGAAUAAAACCAAACUUAAGGAUCACAAAAGCAAAUGUAAGCGUGAGGAUGAAAAGAGUAAUAAUGGUGAUCCUACAACAUCAGAAACUGCUACUCCUAAAAAACAGCGUAGGACUCGACGCAAAAGGUCUGCAUCUACCUUUGCUGAUCCGGAUGAGUCAAGUGCAAAACGGGAGAGGAGAAAUGGUCCUUUUUGGUUCUCACUUGUGGCAUCCAAUGAUCAGGAGGGAGAAACUUCUUUGCCUCAGAUUCCAGCAAAUUUUUUGAGAAUAAGGGAUGGAACUAUUCCAGUUUCUUUCAUCCAAAAGUACCUCAUGAAGAAGCUAGACCUCGAGAGUGAAACGGAGAUAGAGAUAAGAUGUAUGGGAGAAGCGGUGAUCCCGACACUGGAGCUACAGAAACUGGUGGAUCUAUGGUUGCAGUCAAGUUCAAAGCACCAACGAUUUGCUGCGUCGAUAGGUUCCUCUGCAAAGGAUUAUACGAUGGUGCUUGGCUAUGCUCGAAAACAUCCUGAGUGCGACAAGUAA